Ixodes scapularis (black-legged tick) is the source of this 1746-nucleotide messenger RNA. It is a transcript of the gene UQCR-C1, whose product is annotated as mitochondrial-processing peptidase subunit beta. Gene Ontology annotation, cellular component: mitochondrion. The transcript has 13 exons. The record is from RefSeq and is a predicted model, not a curated record. Lineage: Eukaryota; Metazoa; Arthropoda; Arachnida; Ixodida; Ixodidae. The coding region runs from base 51 to 1655 and encodes 534 amino acids. Gene Ontology annotation, molecular function: metal ion binding; metalloendopeptidase activity.
AUUUCUACCACCUCUACCUAGGCUUUUACGUCAAAAUACAAAAGCGGAAGAUGGCGGAAAAGGCGGCAGCAACCACACUAACUAGGUGGCGCAAGCCACUGUCUAAUUCAAGAAACGCAGCUUAUUUCUUGUCUUUCUUGCUUAUUUUUGUGUAUGCUGAUCAGUGGCGCCCUCUUUUUUUACCUCUCUCCAGACGUUCGGGGCACACCGUAGACAUGGCGACCUCGCGGCUUCUCAAGGGUACGGCGAUUCUGCUGCAAAAUGCUACAAGAAAAACAUACUCCCGCCGUCUGCAUCAGCUGGCGACGACGACAUUCAGCCAGACGCUGCUGAAUGUGCCGGAGACGCGGGUGACUACGCUGGACAACGGGGUGCGGGUGGCCACCGAGGACUCCGGCAACCCGACGUGCACCGUGGGCGUCUGGAUCGACGCCGGGAGCCGCUAUGAGAACGAGAAGAACAACGGUGUGGCACACUUCCUGGAGCACAUGGCCUUCAAGGGCACCUCCAAGCGGUCCCAGACGGACCUCGAGCUGGAGGUGGAGAACAUGGGAGCCCACCUGAACGCCUACACGUCCCGGGAGCAGACCGUCUACUACGCAAAGUGCCUGUCCAAGGACAUGCCCAGGGCCGUGGAGAUCCUGUCAGACAUCCUGCAGAACAGCAAGUUUGGGGAGGCGGAGAUUGAGCGGGAGCGUGGGGUGAUCCUGCGGGAGAUGCAGGAGGUGGAGACGAACCUGCAGGAGGUGGUGUUCGACCACCUGCACUCGGUGGCCUUCCAGGGCACCCCUCUGGGACUCACCAUCCUGGGACCCACCGAGAACAUCAAGAGCAUCCAGAGGCAGGACCUUGUGGACUACAUCUCGCUGCACUACAAGGGACCACGCAUUGUCCUGGCUGGAGCCGGAGGUGUGAACCACGACGAACUGGUGAAGCUGGCCAGCCAGCACUUUGGCUCCAUCAAGACCGACUACGACGCCAAGGUUCCUCCUCUGGACCUGCCAUGCCGCUUCACCGGGAGUGAGGUGCGUGUUCGUGACGACGACAUGCCGUACGCCCACGUGGCCAUUGCAGUGGAGAGCUGCGGGUGGGCUGACCCCGACAACAUCCCCCUCAUGGUCGCCAACACCCUGAUUGGCAACUGGGACCGCUCUCACGGAGGCGGUGCCAACGUGUCGAGCCGCCUCGCCGAGGAGUGCGUCAAGGACCCGGACAAUGCCUGCCACAGCUUCCAGUCCUUCAACACCUGCUACAAGGACACCGGACUCUGGGGCAUCUACUUCGUGUCGGAAGGGAGAGAGGAGAUGGACUUCUUGGUGCACGCCAUUCAGAGAGAAUGGAUGCGCAUCUGCAUGAGCGCCACGGAGGGGGAGGUGACCCGGGCCAAGAACCUCCUCAAGACCAACAUGCUGCUCCAGCUGGACGGAACCACGCCUGUGUGCGAGGACAUUGGACGGCAAAUGCUCUGCUAUGGCAGACGCAUUCCCCUUCCGGAGCUCGAGGCCAGAAUCGACGCUGUGACCGCCCAGACAGUGAGAGACGUCUGCACCAAGUACAUCUACGACCGGUGCCCCGCUGUUGCCGGAGUCGGACCGGUGGAGGCCCUCACAGACUAUGCCAACGUCCGCAGCAACAUGUAUCGUCUCCGAUUCUAGGGGGGCCAGAAUUCUCUCAAAAAGAAAAAGAAAAUUGAAUCCUGUAUAGUAGAUGGUUGCUUUCUGUUAAAUAAAGGUGCCCUUGACAUGU